Cryptomeria japonica (Japanese cedar) is the source of this 1830-nucleotide messenger RNA. RefSeq lists its product as uncharacterized. The transcript has 3 exons. Gene Ontology annotation, molecular function: nucleic acid binding; RNA-DNA hybrid ribonuclease activity. Bases 1 to 1830 code for a protein of 609 amino acids. The record is from RefSeq and is a predicted model, not a curated record. Gene Ontology annotation, biological process: DNA integration. Lineage: Eukaryota; Viridiplantae; Streptophyta; Pinopsida; Cupressales; Cupressaceae.
AUGCAAUUUGAUGGAAGUUCCUCAUCUUUCGGCUCAGGUGUAGGGGUGGUGCUGAUUUCCCCUUCAGAUGAAAAAUUUCCUAAAGCUUAUAAACUUGAAUUUGACACUACAAAUAAUACUAUAGAGUAUGAGGCUCUCCUUUUAGGGUUGGAGUUUGCUAAGGAGAAAGGUAUCAAGAAGUUGCAGGUCACAGGAGAUGUUGAGUUGAUAGUGAAUCAAGUAAAGAUUAAAUACUUGAGCAAGAACAAGAGGCUAAGAUCGUAUCGAAAUAAAGUGUGGGAUGAGAUUGAAGGUUUUGUUUCUUUUUCCAUACAAGCCAUUCCAAGAGAGAAAAGUACAAAGAUAGAUUCUCUUGUUGUCUUGGCUUCAUUGUUACUUCCUCAUCCUGAAUUUGAUAGGAGUGUCUAUGUUGUAGAGAUGAUCAAUCGACCUAGUGUGCCAGACAAUAAUCAGAAUUGGCAAGUCUUCGAUGAUGAUAAACAUAUCAUUUCAUUCUUGGAAGGGAGGGAAAAAUUUUCCAAUUUGUCUUUUGAUGGGAACUCACCUUCGACUAGUCAAAAAACUACUAAAGAAGAGGAGAAGGAGCCUGAAAUUUUGCAGGUUAAAGGUAAUACCAUUCCCAAAGGCUUGCUGUCUCUCAAGAGUUUGUUUAAUAAACAUGAUCAAUUUAUGAAGAAGAAAAGUGAACACAAGUCCUCAGGAUCUUCAGAAGUUGAGAAGAUAGACAUAGGUUUUGAAAAUGAUCCCAAAGUGGUUUUGCUUGGGAAAUGCCUUACACAAAAGGAGAGAAAGGAGAUUGGAUUGAGCAAGAGAGCUUCUUGGAUUGUAAAGGUUCAGGAAUAUGAUAUUGAUAUCAAACCUACCAAGCUUGUUCGAGGCACCAUAGACGAAUGGUUCACCAAUAUAGCCUACUUUCUCACAUAUGGAGAAUGUCUGGCUUACCUCACCUCUAAAGAGAAACGAGCUGUCAAGUUGAAGGCAGCUAAGUAUAUUAUCUGGGGUGAUGUCUUGUAUAAAAAGGGAAUCGAUGGUACUUUCCUCAGAUGUGUGGAUAAAGAGAAAAGAGAAAAGCUUCUUAAGUUCUUUCAAAAUGAAGCAUGUGGAGGGCAUUUUUCUUCCUCAGUAAUGACAUACAAGAUGCUAAGAAAUUGUUACUAUUGGCCUGGGAUAAUCAAGGAUGCUGACGAGUGGGUGAAGAAAUGUGACACAUGUCAGCAAUUUAAAGGAAAGGUACAACUUCCUGCUUUGCUAUUAAAGCCAGUAAUCAUAGAGGAGCCUUUUCAACAAUGGGGUUUGGAUUUCAUCGGUCCUAUUCAUCCACACUCUAGUGCAAAUCACACCUAUAUCUUGUUAGAUAUGGAUUAUUUUUCUAAGUGGGUCGAGGUUGCUCUAGUGAAACAAACAACAUCAGAGGUAGUCUGUGACUUCAUCAAGAAAAACCUCUUAGUAAGAUAUGGAGUACCACAUAAUAUUGUCACCGACAAUGCUACCAAUUUCUCUUCCCAUGAGAUAUCAGCUUUUUGUUAUAAAUAUGGAAUUAUUCUCUCUCAUGCAUCUGACUAUUACCCACAAGGGAAUGGUCAAGCUAAGGCCAGUAAUAAGAAUAUUAUUACCAUUCUUCAGAAGCUAGUUGAUGAAAAUCAAAGGACAUGGCACAAACAUUUGUAUGAGGCAUUAUGGGCUGAUCACACCACGAAGAAAAGAGCUAUUAGGUUAUCUCCUUUUGAAAUAGUUUAUGGAACAAAAGCAAAGUUGCCUAUUCCUUUGGAGUUAUCUUUUCUCAAAUUGCAGGACGUUUUGGAGAAUUAUGAAUUCAAAGAUGCCUUAUAA